AUGGUGAAGAGCUCUUUAGAGCCAAUUUCUAGAGCUCUUUUGACCACCACAGCUGUAGAAUUUGCUAAAAUGCUAGGAGAAAAUUUUGUGCCAACUGAAGGAUGCCACACAACAUGGAAAGGGAGAAAUAACAUUAUUCAUCAGAAGCUACAUGAUGAGAAAGUUGUAGAAACUGAAACUGUGAAUGAAAAUGCCAUGGAAGAAAGUGACUACAUGUCAACUUCAACUGAAUUGAGAAAAGCACUAAGAGCUCUUGAAUUCAAAUAUGGAAAUCAGAUCUACCAAGAGUUUUAUGAACUUGAAAAUAUACUUGAAAGACUGUUUAUGAAUAAUGCAAAACAAAUAUGGAUAAAGCAGUUCUUUCCUGAAAAUUUACUAUUAGCAAGUAAAGAAAAAGGUGCUGCAGUCAAGCUUGCUGACUUCGGCCUGGCGAUAGAGGUUCAGGGAGAGCAGCAAGCUUGGUAUGGUUUUGCUGGCACCCCUGGUUACCUUUCACCUGAAGUGCUUAAGAAAGAACCAUAUGGAAAACCAGUUGAUAUAUGGGCAUGUGGUGUCAUUCUGUAUAUCUUGUUAGUUGGUUAUCCUCCAUUUUGGGAUGAAGAUCAACAUAGACUAUAUGCACAAAUCAAAGCUGGAGCUUACGAUUACCCAUCUCCAGAAUGGGAUACCGUAACUCCAGAAGCAAAGAACCUUAUUAAUAAUAUGUUGACAGUUAAUCCAUCAAAAAGAAUUACUGCAUCUGAGGCCUUGAAACAUCCUUGGAUUUGUCAACGAGAAAGAGUUGCUUCAACUCUACAUCGACAAGAGACUGUUGACUGCUUAAAGAAAUUUAAUGCAAGGAGAAAAUUAAAAGGUGCCAUAUUAACUACCAUGUUAGCAACAAGAAAUUUUUCCAGUCGUGGUACUGUAAAUAGGAAGUCAGAUGGUGGAUCCCAAGUAAAAGAAUCAACAGAUAGCAAUGCAGCAGAUGAUGAUGAUGUUAGAGACGGUUCUCAUACAGGCCCCGAAAGGAGCAAAACAGUUAUUCAAGUUGAGAGAGUUAAGUCUCCACUCUCACCUCAUCCCCCUGAUAAUAAAUUUGCAUAUAAAAGGCCCUCAGAAACAAGUUCAAGUAUGUCUAUGGCAGUUAAAAGUACCAAUGGAAUACUAGACCCUCGGAAGCAAGAGGUUAUAAAAUUGACAGAGCAAUUAGUUGAAGCAGUAAACAGUGGUGACUAUGAAGGCUAUACGAAAUUUUGUGAUCCCCAUAUGACAGCCUUUGAACCUGAAGCAUUAGGUAACUUGGUAGAAGGAAUGGAUUUCCACAAGUUUUACUUUGAUAAUGUUUUAGGGAAAAAUAGUAAAACUUUGAACAGCACAAUAUUGAAUCCUUCAGUUCAUUUAUUAGGGGAUGAUGCUGCAUGUAUAGCAUAUAUUCGACUUACUCAGUACAUGGACAAGAGUGGCAUGGCACAUACUCAACAGUCUGAAGAAACAAGGGUUUGGUCAAAGAAAGAUGGCAAGUGGCAAAAUGUGCAUUUUCAUAGAUCAGGUUCUGCUUCAUCUCCAUUCACAGCAGUUCACAAGUAGAAUAUCUAAAAGAGAGACGUUGGAUUGCAGUCAAUGACUGACUUAAUACUAGCUGUCUAAAUCAGUGAAAUCACCCCACCUUGGCAUCAACAGUUUUACUGUGUCUUUACAGCAACCCUCUUUGAAUAUUUUUGCUCAGUUGUUCAGUUGCUCUUGAGCUGUUAGAGUUGCAGUACUUGGAUGCAACAACAUGUGUGAUAUGUAGCAAAUGAUGUGAUUUUUAAGUGGAAGCUGUGAUUGUUUCGCUGCUACCAUGUUCAUACUUGCAUCUGAAGUUAUUCAGAGUGGUAAAAAAUAUCUCUUAUUUUUUAAGUGAGAGAAAGAGGUAAACAUUUUGCUACAUUUUUUUUCCCUUGUUUCCUGUUCACUAGGUCAGCAUAGUGAUAUUGCACAUGUGGAGUUCCAGAUUUAAAUUAGAAAUUUGCAUAAAAAAGAACUGAUUCAGUUCUGUAUUUCAUUGUAUAGUAGGACCUCAGUUAUUUAAGUAAUAGAAAUUGAAAUAAUUUAAAGUUUGUUAAUGUUAAAUUAAUUGAAACUUUGAAAGAUUUUCUUUUUAUUGAAAUUUUUUUAUUAAUGUCCUUAAAUUAAAAAGUUUUAUAUCCUGUUUGGAUCUAUCCGUAAGCAUUAGAAAUCUCAUCUAUAAUUAUGAGAAGAGAUGGGAACUUUGAGUGUUAAAAAUCAUGUUUUUAUAAAUAUCAUUAAAAUUUUAUGCGAAUAAUACAAAUUUAUUGUUAAAAUUAAUUCUUUAAAGCAGGGGAAAAUUGGAAUUUUUUUUGCAUUUGAAAUAUUCCUGGCAUUAUAAAAAUACAUUUAUUGAAAGUCCUGCAGUCAUUAAUUAGUUUUAUAUUAUACUUAUGUUACACUAUAUUUCCCUUUUCAUGGAAGACAUUUUUUCUCAAGUUUAUGGAAGUUAUUGAUGUAUAAUUUCCUAUUCAUUUUUAUGAUCUUUAUACUUGCUAAAUAAAAAUUAACAAACUUUGAAUGGUUAUCAUGUACACAACUUUUCACAAUUAGUUUCUGGUGAGAUUUUUUGUAUACCAAAAAGCACACGAAAACACAGAAGUGAUAAAUUAGCAUAAUUUUUUUAAAUAUUUAUUCUUGCUUUUUCUUAAAGCCUAUGAUUUAGAAAAAUAUGAAACUUUUUUAUGGGUUGGAUUUUAUUAUCUCCUAAGUUUAAAAACUUUUUAAAAGCAUUUGGCAUUAAUACAUUUUGAAAAUUAUAUUGAAAGUAAGUAAAAAUGGUUAACAGCUUUUAUCUCAUGCUCAUUUUUAUUCAUAUUUAAUAUCCCUCUAUGUUUAUCUCAAAAACCUCUAUAUUCAUGUAUUGUAUUAUAUUAAAUUUUUAACCUUAUUUAGAAAGGCCAAAUAAUUGAGGUCUUACUGUGCACAAAUUUUAAAAAAUGUUCUUUAUCUAGGAAUUAUUAAUUAAAUAUAUAGGAAUUAUUAAUUUUGCACUGAUUGUGAUUCUUAGCUUCAGGAUUUUUUUUUUUUUUUUUUUUUUUUUUUUUUAGGGUCCAUAAUUAUUUGAGAAUAGUCUCAUAAAUAUAAAUAUAUAGAUAUCCUAUUUCUUGUAAAUAUAAAAGAAUGAGGCUUACUGUGCCUAUUAUUGAAGUUUUCUCUUCAAGUUUCUAUCACUCUAAUUAAUCUUGAAUAUAUUUCACAGAAGAACAAAAUUGUGUGCUGUAUGAGUGUGAAAAUAUUAAAAAUUAAAAAAAAAAAAAAAAAAAAAAAAAAAAAAAAAAAAACAAUCACAGACCUGCCUUUCAAAUCGAGCUCUAGCAUCUAGUCAUUUCAAAUAUGUUAGGAUAUUCUUAAUCAAUAGAAAAUAACAUUUUUACUGAUAUUUUUUUUAAUGUAUGUAAUGCUUAAAAUGUAUGUGUGUGCAUGUCUAUCAGCAUGCUUGUGUGUAUGUUCUCAGCAUAUAUACAUGUAUGUAUGUAUUUUGUGAUUCACAUUUUAUGAAGAUUAAAAAAAAAAGAUUUUGAGAUUAGCUAUUUAUUAUUUUCUAAAUUCCAUCUGUGAUUUAAACUCAGAUUAUUAUGACAAAUCACUUAGCAGAUGGUGCUUAUGUAUGGAAUGUUUCAACUCAGGGAAAUCAUUUCAUUUCUGUAGGCAGGUCUGUCAGUUGUUAGUAAGGUUUUAAAACUUAAAUCUUUACAGAGGUGCCAGUUAGUCAUUGAUUUUUUAUGUCAUCUGAAGUUAUCAAUAGUUUGAGUUCACACUUUUCAUAUUAGAAAUCUUCUGUUAAAUUUAAUGAAUUUAACUUAUUAGAUAGACAUGAAAACAUUUCUUUUUUAUAAAUUUGCCAAAGAACUAUGUGAUUAUAUGAUUUUAUUUUUUUAAACUGUGUCUAAAAAUUGGUGACUUUUGAGUUUGAAUCAAUUGAAGUUAAUGUUAUAUAAAAAAAUUUUCGCUUUGUGUGUGAUGAGUAAACUGAAAUAUAGACUUGAGUGGGGGUUUAGUGAGAGGGAUUAAAUUCUAACUUAUUAUUAUUUGAAAUUUUUAAUAGUAAUUUCUGAAUAUUUUUAUUUAAAAUUAAAUAACUUCUGACUAAUUUAUAUUUGUUUUAACUAUUAAUUUUUUAACUAGCUCUUAGAAUAAAAAAUUAUUGGUAUUUUUCUGUUUCAUCGGUGCAUAUCUCGCCAAGCAGACUUUAUUGGCGACAACAUACAGUAUACACAUGAAAAAUGUUAGUUUUAAGAAUUAUUUAUUUUGAAGACAUAAACAUUUUAAUAUUAUUUAAAAUUUUGUAAAAAGCCAAUAAAUAAAGACCAAUUAAUUUGUAAAAAUUUAUGGUUCAACAUCCUGAUUCGCCGGUUCAUAUCCCGUGACCCUAAGUGAUUUCAUCUCGUGUAAACUACACUACAAAAAUCUACUUCUCUUAAUAAUUAUCUACAUUAAUUUCAAGUUAAAUCUUAAUUUGGAAUGCAAGAAUUAUUUCAAUUCAUACGAAUAGCUUACUCAGAAAUUAUGUAAAACCGUAGUGCUUUACUUUGCUAAUGGAUUCUCAUUAGAAUUGAUGAAUUUAACCCUUGCCUUUUCUAUAUUUUCAGUGAGGAUAUUCUGUUUAGCAUCAGUACCAUUAUUGUACCAUUAUUGGCGACUUUAUCGCCUGCACCGGCAAAACAGAAAAGUACCAAAUUAUUUUUCAUAUGACUGAUAUUAAUUACCUGCAUAAAAUUAAAAUUUCAUUAAAAAUUUCACAAAUUAUUUUCAUGUGUAUUACUGAUUUGUGUUUUCAUGCUAAACUUUUAAAAAGUCUUCUGCAUGUAUUUUACCUGUUUAUUUCUAAUUUUAUAAAUCUUUUGAUAAGCUUUAAGAUAUGUGCAUUAUUAAGAUAAUUUAUAUGAGAUGUGUCAUCAAAAUUCAUUAAGCUGCCUAUUUUCCUAUUCAGCACAAAGCAAAUUGUAAACUGUACUGCUAUUUUUUUGAAUAUUUUCUUUGUUGUUUUCAAAUAAAAUUUUCAUUUAUUUUUAUUUUAUCAAGAAUUUUAUGUAUUUUUUAUGUAUUGCAAUCCUGAAUUCUUUAUGGUGUUUGUAAAAUAUUAUCUAUGUGUAGGAGUGUUUUCAAUAUAUGUGUUUAUAAAAGCAUACAUUUAAUUUUUAGUUAGAAAUUUCAUUAAAUUUCCGAAUUUAUUUCAUUUUCAUGAAAAUAGGAUGGUAAAUCUGGUAUGUGUUUAAUGGAUGAUAUGUUCUUACACUACGCAUUGGCACCUCUGCAUAAUUUUAAUUUCAUUUUCUGUAACUCAGUAUGUAGAAAUCUUUUAUUUCUCUACUUAUAUCUCAAGUGCUGUGUAGGGGUGGUGUCACUGGUGAUGUAUAAAAUCUCAAGGCAGCUCUACUUUAAAGAUUGGAUAACAUUUGAAGCAACUUAUGUGGCAUUGGAAUAAGCCAGUGGACACAUCCCUUUAAAAUUUUCCUGGAUAAUGAAAUUACUUGGCACAUUCCAUAGAUGGACGUUGUGCCUGCUGUUCCUUAUUCUAUAUCUCUUCUUGAUGUCUAUUUUCGUCAAUCCAGAAUCACCUGUUAAUACUAUUGUUGGUCGAGGUGUGCAUUUCCGACCGCAAAAUGUUAAGAUAUGCAUCGAUUGAUAGAAGUUGCUCAAAUGAGUUUGCCCUCAGAGAGCAUUUAUAUGUAGUUGCAAAGCUCUUAUUAAUAAACUGCUAUCAACUUUUUGAGGCAUUGUUAUCUAGUCAUACUACCAGUAAUAUUUUGUCUCUGUUUAUUUAUAUUUUUAAAAAUAAAUGUUAAGUGAUUCUGAUUUUUUUCCUGUUUUGCUGGUUUAUUUUAGACUUUGAAUUGACUUCAUUUAUAUGUAGAUUAAUUUAUCAUUUAAUUCUUUCUAAAGUAGUUUUCUUUUGUUUGCUUUUCAUGUGUAUUUUUGCAGUUUUUUAUGGAAACUGAAAAUUUUUACUGACAUGGUGAUAUGUUAAGCCCUUUGCACACUGCCUUAUUAUUCUAGAAAUAAUUAGCAUAUAUUCAGCAUUACAAAUGCUGAUUUGUAUAAUUAUUAGGUAUGUAAUGGUAUAAAAUGUCUUAAAGGUAAGCUUUUCAAUCUGGUUUAGUUAUAUUAGUUAUGCAAGUCUAAUAUUGUUGCUUUCAUCAGACUUUUCAGAAAUUUUGCAUCAAUCUUACAAAUUUAUUAAGCCUUCAGCAGAAAGAAAAUUUUCCUCCUCUUAUAUAUGUAUAUGAAACUGUAAUAUUUUGUACAACAUAAAUGCAUGAUUCUAUUUGUAAAUGUUGUAGGUAGUCAUAUGAGCUAAACAUAUUUGUUACAACACAGCACUUCAGCAGUGCAACAUUUGCUUACUUGGCUCCUUACAUUUGUACUGUGGGAAAAGAGGAUUUAAUUUUUUUAAAAAUUAUUUUAAACAUGUGUGACUAUUUAUGCUAAGCAUUUUCUUUUAUAACCUCAUUUAGAAACUAAAUUUAAGUGGUACUUUAUGUAUUCCUGCUUUUCUUUUCUCUUUCUUAGAACUCAUUAUUUAUACCAAUAAUUAUUUUGAUUAUUUCCGGAGAGGUUCCCUCCUGUGUAACAACAGUGAACAGUGCUGUUGUAAAUGAACAUUACAGAACAAAAUAUGAAACAAAGGCGAGACACAAGGUUAGAAUGUUUAUUAAUAUAUUUUUACAGCAUCAUUUCCCCAUUAUUGUAAAAAGAAAAUAAAGUGAAACAAUGCAAUACCUUUAAUAAACCUAAAUAUACACUAACUUCACUCAAGACCUUUGUGAUUGUUAAGCAUAAUUAUAUUGUAAUUCCCUUACACUGUCAAAAGUUCUGAAAGAAAAGCAUAUAUAGUUUUAAAAAAAUUGAUAAAUUUUACUUUAAUCAAGGUAUUUCCUCAAAUGUUGAUUUCUGUGUCUUGAUUAGGAUUCAAUGGUAAUUUUAAAGUGUAUUUUUUAAUAUUCAGUUUCCACUUAUUUUUGAAACAAGAUGCCUUAUCCUUUGUACAGAGAACUCUUGUUCACUUUUUUAAAAUAAUGGAUAGAGAUUAGUAUAAAUAUUGUUGUUUUGCACAAUAUUUAAUGUGAACAUUAAUAGGUCUUAAGAAAUAUAAUAAUAGUUUUUAAUCAUACAAAACGCUUGUAAAAUUUAUUUUUAUUUUAUUCCUUAUUAAGUUUCAUAGUGAUCAAAAUUUUUGCUUUGUUAGUGUUGUGAUUUCAUACAAAAUUUCAUCCUUACCUAGUGUCCAAAUAUUAAAUUCCUUCAUAUCUGGCAGCAAAAUUUGAUAUGAUGCAACUCCUUUCUUUCAAAGGGAAAAAUUACUAAUUUCUUUAAUUAAUGUUUUAAAUUUUAUAAAUAGAAUGCCGUCAAAUAAUUAAUUUUUAAUGUAUAAUAAUCUUCAAACUAUUUAUUGAAUAUUUGAAAUUCUACUUGCUUUUCUGAGAGAACAGGCUAACUCAGUAAUGCUCAGGAGCCUAAGCCAUAAAUCUAAAUUUCAAAUUGUUAUUUUGUAACAAAAAAGGAAAUUAAAAAUCUCAAAUUGUGCAUAGAAUUUUAGCUCUUCUAUAUCUUGUGAUAUUUCACUACAGUUUUUUGUGAUAUUUCAAGAAGAAUAAAAUGAUGACAAACUCUACUUGAAUUUAGCAUUUUAAAUUGUAUAAUAAUUCUUAUGCUUUUUAAAUGAUAAAAAUGUUCUGUGUUAUUAAGCCUGUCUGUUAGGAAUAACUGUGCAUUAUAUCCUUUAGCAAAAUGCUGCAUGUAUGUUUGCAUAUUCACACCAUUUCAGAACUGAAACUGGGGAUUCAAUGUAGGAAUUAUUUCUUUGCUAAUAUAUUUAAAUAUCAUUUUUAUAGUACUAAUAAUGCUUAUUUAUUAAAGUCUAAAAAUUAUUCAUCAUAUUAUAUUUAUUUUUAAAAAUAGUAAUUAUACUAAAAUUUUACAAAUAUUAAAUGUAGUAGAAAUUUGCACCUGAAAAGGCUGCAAAGUAAUUUUAAACUUAAAUAAUUUUUGCUCACAGAAAUAAUGAAUUAAAAUUUACUGUGAUAGCAUUUUGAAAGUUGGGGGGAGAGGGAAUUGAAUGCAUUUAUCAGCAGCUAUAAUUGAAUAAACUAUAGUUUCAUUGAGGUAAAUGAAUCAAGAACUGCAUAAAGUUUUUUAAAAAGUACUGUACAGUAUUUUCUGUAAUGAAAAGCCCCCAACAUAGUCUUUUGGAUUAAAAAAGAGUACAGGUUAGCAUUUGUUAAGAAAAAUAUAUGGUACAAACUGUUCAUAAUAUUUUUCUUAAAUAGUAUUAGAUGUUUCUUCCACUACAGAGAACAUUAUGUAGUGUUUUCUAGAAUAUUUCUUUUUCUUGAUUUAUUUUCUCUUCAGAAACUCUGAUUAAUUCAUUUGUUAUAUGCUGAAGAAGAAAGAGCUGUUAAAAUUUUUUAUGUACAUCCAGUGUGCAUUUUCUCCUAAUGUGCAGUUUUUUGUUGAAAAACUUGUUUAUUUUUUAUAUCACCCUUUCUUAAAAUAGCAGAAAUUUAGAUAUCAGCUUCUGGCACUUACAGUGUGCAAUAAAAAUCUACUUAGUUCUACUCUUUAAACUAGACAAAUGAUAAAAAUGUUUCUGUAUUUAAAUAUGAAAGCCUCUAGUUUCAUACUAGAGUAAUUAAAUGUUUUGAUACAAUUUUGUUAUCUCCAAUUAAAAUAGUAGUAAUAUUUUUAAGUUUAAUCAUGGACUAUUAAUUAAUAGAUGAACAUUUCUGUGCUUUAGACUCUUUUAAUGAAUUGUAGCAUGAAAUGCCUUCUCUACUCAACAUUUAAAUUCUUGUAAGUAAUUGAAAGUUCUCUUUUUAUUUUUCUUCACCACAAGCAGUAUCAAUGGUUUAUCUUGGAAAUGGUAUAAUUACUCCAAAAACUUUUAUUUUCUUUCCAUUUAUAUUAAUUUCUUUGAUAUUUUAUUUCCCUUCCCCCUGAUAUUUGAAGUAUCAACAAUUAAUAUUUAUGCUGCAUAAUAAAAUAAUACAAGCAUAAAAUUUUAACCUCCAUAAGAGCGUGUUGCUGAUCUAUUUCUAAUAUACAUGCUAUAAUGUUGUAUGGUAUUAUUUGAAUUGGAUUCAUACUUCUUUAAUCCCCAUCUUUGAGUUUUAAUUUUACAAGUCUGCUGACAAUCUAUAUUUAAUAUUAAAAAUUAGUCACACAAAAUGUUCUUUAUUGUGUAUUCUUUCCAAUUAUAAUAACAUGAAGCUUUUGAUAAAUUGCAAUCAAAUACUGUAGUUUUUUUUUUUUUUUUUUUUUUUUUUUUUUUUUUUUUUACCAUAUAUGUACCAUAUAUUAUCCUAUUUUUGAUAUUUUCAUUGCUUCACAAGCUGAAGUAGUGUUUCAUUUCACAAGCCUUGCAUUUAAUAUUUUGUAUAUUAAACUACUUUGAUAUAAUUUAAUUCCUUGUAUUCUGUUAGGGGAAUCUGCAGUUUUUUCCCUCCCAGUACCGUUCAAUAUCUUUUUAUAAAUUGUGUAUAAAUACAAUUUUACAUUACUGUCAAUGACUUUCACUUGAAAUGUAUAAAAAAUUAUCAUUUAGUUAAACACAGAAUACUAUUUUACAUGUGUAACUAAUGUAUUAAAAACUGUGGUUAUCUAAAAUAUUGAUUAAUUUAAUAACAUUAAUGAAAUAUGGUUCUCAGCUGUGAAGGAUAUGUUGAACACAAGCAUGUCAAAAAUGUAAUAAUUCAUUUCUAGAACAUUAUUAUAAAAUAAAAAUUGUCAAAUGUUAAAACAGAGUUCAGGAUAUUAAGAAAAAGGAAAUUAUACCAAAUAGCUAGAUUAAUAUUAUUUUUUAAAUUAUAUAAUUCCCAGAGAACUUGGAUAUAUGUUUUAUUAUUUUACAGCAGACUUCUUAAAAUGGUUACCAGUCACUUCAAAUGAUUAUUGCUAAAUUUGAUCUUUGUAAAAUCUCAAUUUCUUACUUAUAGCUUAAUUUCUUUUGAUAGCAAUAAAUAUACAGUAUAAUAUCACAUGCUUCCUUUCUAAGCACUAUAAAUUAUACUAUUUAAGUUGGUCUGCAUAACAUGUUUGAACAUAAGAAAUACUUUGGGUAAUUUAAUGGAGAAUCAAAUACGUACAUUUAUAAGCCAGUUAAUAUAACUGUGCAUAUAAUAUUCACAAAUUAUAGCAAUUCUCUUUAUAUAAUGAUAAAAUUAAUUGAUAAUUUAUUGUAAUUCUUUUGCAUCAUUAUUCAAACAAACCUAAUUUAAAUUUAUAUUUCAUGAAAAUUUAUAAAAGUGAAAAAAAAAGCUUAUCAUAAAAUAUGUUUUGAAAACAUUUUAAGAGUAAAGAACUGAUGUGAGUAUUAACUUAUUUUGUAGAUUUUCAGUUUGUUCAGAUUCCUAAUCAAAAUUCAAAGUUAACCUAAAUUCAGGCUUCCUAAACUUAGCAAGCAUAGAAAAUGUGUUUUUCCAGAUCUCCCGAAUUCUGGUCAGUGACUCACAGACUUUUGGAAAAUAUAAGCACAUUAAAGUAUAUAUCCAAAAUGCUUUUUAUUCACCAUAUGCAAUGUAUGGUGUGUUAUGUUUUACAUUAAAUAACUAAGCAUUUCACUUUCUACAUUAUGUAAGACAUAAUCCUGAACACAUUAUAUUAGCAUUACAUAAAAAGAAUUUUCUACAAGUAUUUAAAAAAAAGCAAAAUGUAUAUUGAUUUUUUUUUUUUUUUUAAAGUUUGGCUGUGUGAAAUAGUCUUAUUUUUAAGACUGAAAGUUUGUUUUCAGAUUGGCUGGCAAAAAUGUAUGCAGAAAUUAAAAUGUGAAAUUUGUUGAAUGUCUAAAAUGAAAAUUGUUGAUGUUAACUUUAUUAAAUGUAUUAUUUUAUUAGUAAUUUGUUUGGAAACUGUUGAUAAUAUAUGUACUUCUUGCUGGGAGUUCCUUUCUUCUAACAUGAGUUUUAAUUUUUUUUUAAUUCUCAUUAUUUUAAUAUUCUAUAUUCAUUUAUAAAAUACAAUUAGUUGUGCUUAUAGACUAAAAAAAGUAGCUGUGAUCUUAAUAUUCAGUAAUCAAUUAAAAAGGGUUUAAAUUACUUGUAUUUGAAAAAAUUCUAAGACUGUUAAUAGAAUUGACUUUUAAUUAUGUUUUUGGAAAUUGAAUUUCUAUCAUUCUUGUCGUUAUAUUCUGCUGCAAUACUUGCUUCUGGUGAAAUAAUUUUACUGUGAAAUUUUGUCUGAAUGAUGUUCAUUAAAUUAGCUGAGAAUCGUUUUUCAUAGUGUACUAUACGUGUAAUGCAAUGCAUAUUUAUGUAUUUCUUUUAAAUUGCAAUGUGUGUUGGUGGAAAAAUUUAUCAUUAUUUCAUAUAUCACCUUCUCUUAAUAAAUAUCAAAAAUGUAAAUUUUUGUAGGCUGAAAUAUAGUUUAUUUUUUCUGUUAAUAAGGCAAUGCAUAUGUUAUCUUUUGUUUCGGUAUUUAAAAAGAAUUGCGGAAAUUUGUUUAAUAUUAUAAUUUUUAGAAGUUUUUAAGCUUUAAUUGUUAUAUCAAACUAUUUAUUAUAAAUGCUUUGAACUGCUUGUUGUACACUCACAUUGAUGCAUAUUAAAGGCUAGGUUCCUGAAGUUGGUGGCUGAGUGUUUUAUAUAAGCACAUAAUGCUUUUUUUAGCUAAUUGUGAUAGCCAAUGUUCAAUCCCAAGGAGACUUUGUGUUUUUUUAAUUAUUGAUGCUGAACUUUAUUUUUAUACCUGCUUUAAAAAUGUGAUUAAAUAGUGGUGUUCAUUAUCCAGUAAAUAAAGUUCAGCCUCAGUUAGCUUAUUUAUGGAUUGCCUGUUUUUUUUUUUUUUUUUUUUUUUUUUUUUUUGUGUGUGUGUGUGUUACAUUAAGUUUUGGUUAAGUUUAUAAUUCUAUUUGCAUGCAGUCUUUAAGAUCCAGUACUGUUGACUCUUGAUGUACAAACAAUACUGACUUGGUUUAUAUUGUGGUAAUUUGUAAUGUUAAAUUUGUAAUUCUUUUAACCUCAUGUUAAAGUAUGCAUUGUUGUUGCAACCAUAAAAAGGAAACUAUAUGUCUCCACAUGCCAGAAAAAUUUUAUAAAUCAGGAGUCAACUGUAAUGGACUAUUUUAAUUGCUCAACUUUAAGUCCAGUCAUCUUGCAUUCUAAUCAAUGAACAAUUCCCAUAAUUUUAUUCAAUUACAUUAAGUAUAUAUUUUAUAUUUAUUUGUGUCACUGUUGUUAAGAUGAAUAUUUUACAUUUGUUUAUCCAAAACUUAAAAUUUUUUUAUAAAAGCAAUGCAAUUCAUAAAGCUAUUUAUCUCGCUUCAAUAUUUGUGAUUUUAGUUUCUUAAAGUUAACAUUGUGGAGUAAAAUUUAUUGCCGUCAAUAUUAUAUUAUGAAUUGACUUUUUUAUUAAAAAUAUUUACUCUUCA
Messenger RNA from Stegodyphus dumicola, 12394 nucleotides. RefSeq names its product calcium/calmodulin-dependent protein kinase type II alpha chain-like. NCBI's taxonomy places the organism in Eukaryota, Metazoa, Arthropoda, Arachnida, Araneae, Eresidae. Gene Ontology annotation, biological process: protein phosphorylation. Gene Ontology annotation, molecular function: ATP binding; calcium/calmodulin-dependent protein kinase activity; calmodulin binding. The record is from RefSeq and is a predicted model, not a curated record.